Molecule: messenger RNA, 7304 nt
Organism: Chlorocebus sabaeus (green monkey)
Lineage: Eukaryota; Metazoa; Chordata; Mammalia; Primates; Cercopithecidae
Gene: RASEF
Product: RAS and EF-hand domain containing
Molecular function (GO): calcium ion binding; GTP binding; GTPase activity
Source: RefSeq, a predicted model, not a curated record
CCCAACCUCAAGUGAUCCACCGACUUCAGCCUCCCAAAGUGCUGGGAUUACAGGCGUGAACCACCGUGCCAGGCCAAUUCAUGUUUCUUGAUGACUCUUCAAUGAAGGGGCUUAGGGAAAGGGCAAAGCAAGUCACAGAACAUAAAAAUUCAGAAAUGAACACAAAGGUCAGAGUGAAAAUUCAGGAAUAAACUUGUGCAAGCAUUCUUCAAAAAAGCACUUCUGCCUAAGCAGUUAAAAACAUGAAAGCAUCUAUUUUGAAAGACAUAGAUAUCCAUUAAUUGCUAACAGUAGAAAUAUAAUAAUAGUUCAAAGAUUUAGUUUAAUAAGUAUAUUUGUAAAGCUUUAAAGGCAUUACCAAACUAGCCACUUUUUUAAUUCAUAUGGAAAAUCAAUCUUUAGAAUAAACAGGAAAGCACAUAAGCUCAAAAUCAAUAGCAACUUAUAUUGCACUAAUGGUAAGACUCAUUUCAAUGUAGUAGCUGUCCAACUGUAUACAACUAUAUUCACUUAACAAUUAGGUUGCUUAGACCAGGACUUCUAAUGGAAUGCCUCUCAUAAUUUACCAGUUAAAUCUGCAGAUGGGGGUUAUCAGUAGUAGUUACAGUUUAAUAGAAGCUGUUAGCGUUGAACAUGUUUAUUGUACAGUUCAAGAGGAAAUAGGUCCUCAGAUGUUUAGCACUUAGCUUUAUGUUUAAGAACACUAGCCUGGUAGGAACGUGUCAGUAAUAUCCCUUACUUAAUGAUCGUAUUUUUAAAAAAUCAAAGUAAUAAACGAUAAAGAGAAUCCAGAAUGAGAUAAAAGAAAAACACAGAGUCAGAAAGUCUAAAAUGUGGAGGAAAUGGAUAAUGUAAAUAAAGUAAAAAUGAGCCAAAUGUAUCUUCACAGGCUAUGAGAAUCGCCUAAAGGCACGGUUACACAAACCAUAAGACAGACUGAGGGUCUCCUGGAAAUGGAUGGACAAAAGUGUUUAAAAGGAUCAAAAUGGGUGGAUUUUAAAGAUCUCAUAUCCAUUAAGCAAUCAGUAUUAAAGAAACAAUAGUAUUGUCGAAAAAAGUGUUUAAAACCAAAGGGUAACAUACCUUUGGAUAUAUAAUUUCCAUAAAGUUUGUUUAAAGAAAAAAACCUCCAAAACGACCUGUCUUUGUUUAAACAAUGCUGCCUGCCAAGCGAUUUUGUUUAUUAAAUUUUUUCUCAGGUUUAGGAGACAAGGAUUGAGAAAAAAUGUGGAAUUGGAGAUCUCGAAGAUAUGUGUUUAAGCAGUGGGACCUUAACGUUAGACGCACAGAAAUGCGUUAACGAAAGCCAGUAAAACUGAGAAUGGGGUCUUCUGGUAAAUCUUGUACUUUCGUUUGUAAGAAACUUGUAUAUAAAGAAGUUUACCAAGUUUCGGGAAUAAGAUAAUAAAAUGCACUUAACCCAUUCGCAAUCCUACCCCUACCUACCUUACCUCUGUCGGGUUAGCUUCUCACGCGCGCGCCGGCACCUUCUGUGAAGCGGGGUGCUGGGCUCUACCCAAGCAGCGCUUACGCGGAAGGGCAAUGCUCCCCCCGCACCCCCGUUCAGGCCAACCAGGUCUCCCCUUCCUACGCGGAAAGCAGCGGCGGGCUCCGGGGCGUGGGAACUAGAGAAGGGAAGGCGUGCGCUCCUCCUCCCCAGCUGGGCGGAGCCGCACCCGCCCGGAGAGUGGUGAGGGCCACCGCGGCGCGCGGGCGCUCAGUCGCGGGAGGAGCUCUUUCGCGGUGCCCGGAGCCAGCGCACACCCCACCGCCCCCGGGACCUGUUGGGGACUGGCCCGAACCGUCGUCGAAGGGAGCCGCCCGGCAACCCCCGACGUCCCUCGCCCCGCCCGACGUUCCCGCUAGUGGUCAAACCAGCCGGACAAGCCAAACUCGCCGGGUCUCCCGGCAGCAGCAGGUGGCCCCGUCCUUCCAGGGAGGGCCGUGCGCCCCGCGGCGCUCCGGAGCCCUCUCGGCCGCCCCCGCCAGGCGGGAUGGAGGCGGACGGAGACGGAGAGCAGCUGGCCCGGCUGCGCUCGGUCUUCGCCGCCUGCGACGCGAACCGCUCGGGACGCCUGGAGCGUGAGGAGUUCGAGUCACUGUGCGCGGAGCUGCGGGUGCGGCCGGCCGACGCCGAGACCGUAUUCCAGCGGCUCGACGCCGACCAUGACGGCGCCAUCACAUUCCAGGAGUUCGCACGUGGCUUCCGCGGGGCCCUCCGCGGGGGGCGGCGCCAGGACUGGGGUCUGCUGGAACCUGCGCCCGCCGUGGCUGAGGCGGGGCCCGAGACCCCCGACAGCGAGGAGGACGAGGACGCGGAGGCGGCACAGGCCACCUCGUGGGGCCCGGCGAGUCCCGACCGGGCUUGGCAGGAUUUCCAGGCGCGACUCGGGGAGGAAGCCAAGUUCAUUCCCAGAGAAGAGCAAGUUAGUACCUUGUACCAAAACAUCAACCUUGUGGAACCAAGAUUAAUUCAACCAUAUGAACAUGUUAUAAAGAACUUCAUCCGUGAGAUCAGACUUCAAAGCACAGAAAUGGAAAAUUUGGCCAUUGCGGUGAAGAGAGCCCAGGACAAGGCAGCUUUGCAGCUGAGUGAGUUGGAAGAGGAAAUGGAUCAGAGGAUUCAGGCUGCAGAAUAUAAGACACGGAAAGACGAAAAACGCAAAGCUGAGGAAGCCCUCAGUGACCUCAGACGUCAGUAUGAAACUGAAGUAGGAGAUCUGCAGGUGACCAUUAAAAAGCUAAGAAAGCUCGAAGAACAGUCAAAACACAUAAGUCAAAAGGAAGAUGUGGCUGCACUGAAAAAACAAAUUUAUGAUUUAUCAAUGGAAAAUCAGAAAGUUAAGAAAGAGCUUUUAGAAGCACAGACAAACAUAGCCUUCCUUCAGAGUGAAUUAGAUGCUUUGAAAAGUGAUUAUGCUGAUCAGAGUCUGAAUACUGAAAGGGAUCUGGAAAUAAUCCGAGGAUACACAGAAGACCGAAAUAGUCUUGAGAGGCAAAUUGAAAUACUCCAAACAGCUAACCGGAAGCUACAUGACAGUAAUGAUGGCCUUAGAAGUGCCCUUGAAAACAGUUACAGCAAGUUCAACAGAUCUUUGCGUAUAAAUAAUAUCUCACCAGGGAAUACCAUUUCUAGAAGCAGUCCCAAAUUCACUGGUCAUUCCCCUCAACCUCUAGGCUAUGACAGGUCAUCCCGCUCUUCCUAUGUGGACGAGGACUGUGACUCCCUGGCCCUCUGUGAUCCUCUGCAGAGGACAAAUUGUGAAGUUGACAGCCUGCCUGAAAGCUGCUUCGACAGCGGCUUGUCUACCUUGAGAGAUCCCAAUGAGUAUGACUCAGAAGUGGAAUACAAGCACCAGAGGGGAUUUCAGAGGUCACACGGGGUGCAGGAGAGCUUUGGAGGUGAUGCUUCAGACACAGAUGUUCCUGACAUAAGGGAUGAAGAGACAUUUGGUUUGGAAGAUGUGGCUUCCAUCUCAGACUGGAAGCCCCAAGGAACUGUUAGUGAAGGCAGCAUUGUUAGUUCAUCAAGAAAGCCCAUCUCAGCACUCUCCCCCCAGACAGACCUGGUAGAUGACAACGCUAAAUCUUUUAGCUCACAGAAGGCUUACAAGAUUGUGCUUGCUGGGGACGCUGCAGUGGGGAAGUCUAGUUUCCUCAUGAGACUUUGCAAGAAUGAAUUUCGAGAAAAUAUAAGCGCCACCCUGGGAGUUGAUUUCCAAAUGAAAACCCUCAUUGUGGAUGGAGAACGGACAGUUCUGCAGCUCUGGGACACAGCUGGUCAGGAAAGAUUCAGAAGUAUUGCCAAGUCUUACUUCAGAAAGGCAGAUGGCGUUUUGCUGCUGUAUGAUGUUACGUGUGAGAAAAGCUUUCUCAAUAUACGAGAAUGGGUAGAUAUGAUUGAGGAUGCAGCCCAUGAGACUGUUCCCAUCAUGUUGGUAGGAAACAAGGCUGACGUUCGUGACACUGCUGCUGCAGAGGGACAAAAAUGUGUCCCAGGGCACUUUGGAGAGAAACUGGCCAUGACGUACGGGGCAUUAUUCUGUGAAACAAGUGCCAAAGAUGGUUCUAACAUAGUGGAAGCUGUUCUGCACCUUGCUCGAGAAGUGAAAAAGAGAACUGACAAGGAUGACAGCAAAUCCAUUACCAAUCUCACCGGGACCAAUUCCAAAAAGUCACCACAGAUGAAGAAUUGUUGCAAUGGCUAAGUCCCAAACAUCCUUGACCUGUGAAGUCUUCAUUUCCAGAAUACUGAAUUUGUGUGACUUAUUUGGCUGUUGACAGAGUGGCAUAUCCUACUGACACUGUCAUAUGGAGAGUUACAGUGCAGGAAACCCGAACCCUGCUCUCAGGUCCCUCUGGAACUUUGGCUCUUCUUUGUUUUGUCUCAGUGAGUGGUUUGGGCCCUCUGGUUAAAUAGACUAGUCAUGUCCUUACAGGUCUUAAAAGAUAACAUGUAAAUGUUUUCUAAAAUGGUAAAAAAAAAAAAAAAAGGAAAAAAUCACAUGCUCACAUCAAAGCUGUAGAGGAAACUGACUUAAUUAGAUUCAUGUGGUAGCUGAAUUAGGUUACCCACGAAGUCAGCAUUUAAGUAUUUGAUAUUAAAGUUCUAGUAAAAAGGGGUUCUCAUCCUAGGUUUGCUGUUAACUGGCCUUGUGAUCUUGGACAUGUCACAGGCCCAUGUUGGAUCUGUUUCUUCAUCUGUAAAAGGCACAGCUUGCCCUCAAAGGCCUUGCAGCCCUUGGCACCUCAGAUUCUGUAGGAAGCAGUAGGAAGGAGAGUGUGGUGGCCCACAGCUAAUAAUAAGAACUGUGGUUAUUCCUGCUUUUUGAAUAUUGGAGUAUUGAUUUUUCUCACUUCUGAAAUAAGGACAGAAUUUAAUUGAGAAAAAAAUGGAAACAUCUAUUUUUUAUGUAUAAAGAAACAUGCUUGAGACAAAAAUAGUUGUAUAUAUAAGAGGAUAUUUCAUAAUCUCAGAAUAGUUACAAAGCCCAUUGUUUAAAUUUGGUGUUAAAAAUUGUAAUGAAAACAUGUAAAGCCACAUGCUGCUGAAAGCACAAUGCCCAGGAAAGUUGUUACUCUUCACUUAAGGGAGUGGUUGCCAGGGGCUGAGAAAGGGAGGACAAGGUAUGUGGUUUCUUUGAGGGAUGAUGAGAAUGUUCUGGAAUUCAAAUAGGGGUAAUAGUUGCAUAACUGUUUGAAUAUACUAGGAACUACUGAAUGGUAUACUUUGAAAGGGUGAAUUUUAUGGUUGUGAAUUAUCUCACUAAAAAAUACUAGUACUUAGAGUGAUUUAACAUGUUGCAAAAUGAAAAUAUCCCUGCUGAUUUCAAACCUUCCCAUGGUUUAGAAGCGUAACCUGUAAUGUAAUCCAAGUCCCCUAACUCCCUAGUUGCUAACAUUAACUUCCUUAAGUAAUAAUCAAUGAAAGAAAUACUGUGUGUGGUUUUGAAAUAAUGUCUUUAAGAGAGGAAUUGCCAUUAGGAAAGGUGAGUCAGGGUCCUUUGUUUAAUGUGACUAGUCCCUCAUCAUCACCAAUGACCUGGUUGGGCCUACUCUCCUUCCAGAAUCUGCAUUGCUUCCCAGAUGUCCCCACUGAGAUGUCUCUAAGAGCCAAAGGAGUCAACAGCUGAGCCUAGGGUGGGGCUACAACACAGAAUUCUAAUUUACCUUGCUUCAUCUAGGUCCAGGCCCCAAGUCGCUUCCUGAAGGAACUUAAAAAAAAAUAGCUGUUAUUUAUUGUAUUAUAUAAGCUAAAGACAUUUCUUUUUGUUGAAUCAAAACAAUUCCAUGUAGCAAUAUUUUUUCUGUUCACGAUGUUUGUGAUAGAACCUUAUAUUCCGCAAGCGUCAGUUUUUUAAAAAACGGAAAUUGACCAGAUAUGUUACAGGCAAAGAUUAUAAAUAACUACAACAUCAUUUAACUUUUGUAAACAUACCUUCUCCCUAUUGAAGACAUCUGAUAUUUUUGCUGGAAAGUUGGAUCUAUCCUCAGCAACUCUGCCAUGAAUUCCUGUUUCCUGGUUCCAGAAAAAGAAAAGAUUACAUUUCUAAUCAUAAAGAAUGUCUUGCGUAUGGGAAAUUUUUCAAAAUAAAGGGGGUAUUAUUUAUGUGGCACGACGAAGCAAAAGUUUUGCCAUGGCUGUUUGUCUUAGUGGCACCUUUUGAUGAGAUUGGUGAGAUUGGAUCUGAUAUAGAUGCUGAUAUAUGGGACACAUGUUUAGGUUUUGGUGCAGUUGCACAAAACUGUGUUAGUUUAUAUGUUACUGUGUUGCCUUUAUUUAUUCUCUCCAAAGUGUCUCUUUUUAUUUGUUUUACAAUCUGUAAAAGAGUAUACCUGUAAUACAGAAGUAUUUUCAUAGUCUUUGUCUCUGGAUUGUCCCGUCAACGUACCCGAUGCUGAUGAGAUUACACCAGUGCCUUUGAUCAUCAACCGAUCGUCUUUAACUAUUUGAGCCCUGAUAAAUAUUUUGGUAACAUCAUCCAAAUUAGAGACUUAGAGCUCUGGUUAGCAAUCAUGUUUCAAGAGAAGCUUCUUAAUGUAUGCUGCAGUGCUGGGAGAUCCUGAUUAUUACCAGCGUCUUGAUUUCAUGAAGGUGUUCUCAAAUUUAAAGCACAUUUUCAGUAAGAACAAAAAUAUUUAAUGUUUUUAUCCUAGACUUAAUACAUUUGCAUAUUACUGUCGAAGUUAUUCACCUUGUCCCUGUUUUUCUUUAAGAGCUUUUAAAAUCACAGUUACACUAUAGUCGUUUUUAAAAUGUAUCCCGAUACAUUGUAAAAUAUUUUAAUUUUAUUAUGGAAAAUAAUGUUGGAUAAGGAGAUAUUUUUCACUGUUAACUUUUAGCCCAUGCAUUUUCAUAAUUUAUUUUUUUCGCUUGCUGCUUUAUAUGACAUAUGUGACACUUGAUUAUUUAAUACUUCAUGUGAUUUGCAUAAACCCAAGUUGCACAGCCGUCCUGCUGAAGAUAAAAUUGAGGUUAAAGAUAAAGAUUUAUUUUCGUAUUUGUACAGUGAUCGGCUUCAGAGUGAUGAUUUUUGUGAGCUUUUAUUGUAUGUGUGUGUAAGACAUUUCAUAUGUAUAUAUUAAGUAGGCCUCUGAGUGUUGAAUAAUUGUUUUAUGAUUUUGAUUUAUAUGGUUUACAUUUUCAUUGUGUGGGCCAUAUUUCGUUUUUACUGUUUAUUUCUCUUCAAACCAUUAAUAAUUAUAAAAAUAAAGUGUAAUUUUUAUAGCAAUGCAAAUGUCUAAGGAACUACAAAUAUUUUCUACAUUGUAAAUUCAAUAAAGCUUGCUUCCUUUGGCCUUUU